GUUCUGAGGGGGAGGUGGCGAGUCUCGCGGUGUUUGGCGCUGGCCCCGGUGCCCCCAGCGGCUCGUUCCCGUCUCCCUCUCUUCACGCAGAGCUAAUAUGGUCGCCGGCGAUGGACUCUGUCAGGCCAGAAUGCCCGUUCCAGUACUUAAUUGAAAGUUUAAAUGACAAUCCAGAAAAGAAAUUUUACAAUGUCCCUAAACUUGGAGGCACCAAGUAUGAUAAUCUGCCUUACACUGUACGGGUACUGUUGGAAGCUGCUAUCCGUAACUGUGAUGGCUUCUUUGUAAAAAAGGAAGAUGUGCUGAACAUUCUAGACUGGAAAACAAAACAGAACAAUGUUGAAGUGCCCUUCUGUCCUGCCAGAGUUCUCCUUCAAGAUUUUACUGGAAUUCCUGCAAUGGUGGAUUUUGCUGCCAUGAGGGAAGCAGUGAAAAUUCUUGGAGGAGAUCCUAUGAAAGUCUAUCCUGCAUGCCCAACUGAUUUUACUGUUGACCAUUCUUUGCAGAUUGACUUCAGUAAAUGUGCAAUACAGAAUGCUCCAAAUCCUGGAGGAGGUGACUUACAGAAACCAUUGGCAAAACUUUCGCCACUGAAAGUGCAGCCUCGGAAGCUAUCCUGUAGAGGCCAGACUGGCUGCAAAGGGCCGUGUAGUGCUGGAGAAUCGAGUCGUAACUCAGGACAAUUUUCUGCACAGAUUGAGAACACGCCCAUCCUCUGUCCUUUUCAUCUUCAACCAGUGCCUGAGCCUGAAACAGUGUUAAAAAACCAGGAGAUGGAAUUUGGUAGGAAUAGAGAGAGGCUUCAGUUUUUUAAGUGGAGUUCAAAGGUUUUUAGGAACGUUUCUGUAAUUCCACCUGGAACUGGAAUGGCACAUCAAGUGAACUUGGAAUAUUUGUCAAAAAUUGUUGUUCAGCAUAAAGACUUCCUAUAUCCAGACAGUGUAGUUGGCACAGAUUCUCACACAACUAUGGUAAAUGGCUUGGGGAUCUUGGGAUGGGGUGUUGGUGGUAUUGAAACAGAAGCAGUAAUGCUGGGAAUGCCAGUUACUCUCACUUUGCCUGAGGUGGUUGGGUGUGAGCUGACAGGCUCUGCCAGCCCACUUGCUACAUCCAUUGAUGUGGUCCUAAGCAUUACAAAGCAACUCAGGCAAGCAGGGAUAGCUGGAAAAUUUGUUGAGUUUUUUGGAACUGGAGUUUCCCAGCUGUCUAUAGCUGACCGAACUACAAUAGCAAAUAUGUGUCCUGAGUAUGGUGCUAUUCUGAGCUUUUUCCCUGUUGACAAUGUGACACUAAAGCACUUAAGGCAUACAGGUUUUGGUGACACUGGGCUUGAGUCCAUGGAAGCAUACCUUAAAGCUGUGAAGCUGUUCAGAAAUGAGCAGCUUUCAUCAGGAGAACCAGAGUAUUCCCAGACAAUUCAAGUAAAUCUAAGCUCUAUAGUUCCAUGUGUCAGUGGCCCAAAGAGGUCACAAGAUAGAGUGGCUGUUACAGAUAUGAAAAGUGAUUUCCAAGCCUGCUUAAAUGAAAAGUCUGGCCUCAAAGGGUUUCAGAUCCCAGCUGAGAAACAAAAUGAUGUCGUGCCGGUUCAGUAUGAAGGAAAUGAAUACAAAUUGUCUCAUGGGUGUAUUGUCAUUGCUGCAGUAAUCAGUUGUACAAAUAACUGCAAUCCAUCUGUCAUGCUUGCUGCAGGUCUGUUGGCCAAGAAAGCUGUUGAAGCCCGCCUCAUGGUUAAACCUUAUAUAAGAACAAGUUUAUCUCCAGGCAGUGGAAUGGUUACACAUUAUCUCAGUUCGAGUGGAGUAUUGCCAUAUCUUAGCAAACUUGGAUUUGAAGUUGUUGGGUAUGGAUGUUCAACAUGUGUUGGGAACAUGGCCCCUUUGCCAGAAGCUAUUCGAAAUGCGAUAAAGCAGGGUGACCUAAUUGCUUGUGGAGUUUUGUCUGGAUCCAAAAACUUUGAAGGCCGUCUCUGCGAUUGCGUCCGUGCCAACUACCUUGCAUCUCCACCAUUAGUAGUUGCUUAUGCAAUAGCUGGCACCGUUAAUAUUGAUUUCCAGACUGAGCCUUUAGGUGUUGACCCUAACGGCAAAAAUAUCUACCUGCGUGAUAUUUGGCCCACUCGAGAAGAACUAAAGCAUGUAGAAGAAGAGUAUGUGAUAUCAUCCAUGUUUAAAGAAUUAAAAGAAAAAAUCAAGAAAGGAGACAAGCGAUGGAACCUUCUGGAAGCACCAGAGUCAGUUUUGUUUCCAUGGGAUUUGAAGUCUACUUAUAUCAGAUGUCCUUCAUUUUUUGAUAAGUUUGCCAAAGAACCAGUUUCAAUACAACAGAUUGAAAAAGCCCAUGUCUUGCUAUAUUUGGGAGAUUCUGUAACUACAGAUCACAUAUCACCUGCGGGAAGCAUUGCAAGGAGUAGUGCUGCUGCUAAAUAUCUGACAAAUAAAGGCCUCACACCUCGUGAAUUCAAUUCUUAUGGAGCUCGAAGAGGUAACGAUGCUGUGAUGACCAGAGGUACCUUUGCAAAUAUCAAGCUUUUAAAUAAGUUCAUAGGAAAACCAGCCCCUAAAACAAUUCAUUUUCCAUCAGGACAAAAGCUAGAUGUGUUUGAAGCAGCAGAGUUGUACCAAAAGGAAGGCAUUCCUGUGAUUAUUUUGGCAGGGAAGAAGUAUGGUUUGGGUAGCUCAAGAGAUUGGGUUGCAAAAGGGCCUUUUUUACUGGGUGUUAAAGCUGUGAUAGCAGAAAGCUAUGAGAAGAUGCAUAAAGGUCACUUGAUUGGAAUUGGCAUAGCUCCGCUUCAGUUCCUUUCUGGGGAAAAUGCCAGUGUUUUGGGCCUGAGUGGCAAAGAACAGUUUUCUAUAUCAUUUCCUCAAGAGCUGUUUCCAGGAAUGACCUUGGAUGUUAAGACAAACACUGGAAAAGCAUUCAGCGUGAUUGCCUUGUUUGAGAAUGAUGUGGAAAUAACAUUAUACAAACAUGGUGGAAUUCUAAACUACGUGGCUCGAAGAUUCUUGUAGUAGCUACUGACUAUAUGGAUACCUUGCAUAACUGGUUAUUCUGAAAAUGCCUUGUGUGACCCCAGGAAUCCAUACCGUGGAACUGCAAACAGUCCUAGUGUGCUCAAAGUUACUUCGUCCAUGGAUGUUAAAAGAUUGUGAAUCAUUGUAACUGCAACCAGAUCCUUCCUGAUUUUAAAUAAUAUACGAAUGGUGCUAUUAAACAUUGCUAAAAUCGACAUACGUGUGUUGUGGCAGAGAGCUGUAAGUAUGGGGCGGGGGAAUGUUUUAUCAGACCAUUUUGUAAAUAAACUAUGUGAAAUCUGAAACUGAAUUGUGCUGAACAUUAUUAUGCAAGAAGACUCUUUCUGCAGGUGUUUUCCUUUUAGUUCUGCACCUGUAAAUCUGUAUACUGCUGUCUGUUGGUUUAAAAUGGUAAGGAAUGAUAGAGACAAAACUGGGUUUUUUGUAUUGUGGAAGCUAAGAAUCCAGCUCUGAAACAGAUUUUCAGGUUUGAAUAUUGUUAUUUAAAUUGUGGGUUGACUUAAAGGGUCUGUGCGAGUCCCACAGAGUCCUGUUGCCUACACCAUGACUUCCUUUGCCUUCAUUCUGGAGAUGGCAGGCACUAGCUAUGUGCAGAUAUAACAUUGCUUCGAGUAACAUGUAAUAUUGUACCCUGGAGAUGAGAAAUCUCCAGGGGCCACAUAUCUGUAUUGGAAAAUUGGAAUAGCUGCAAUAAAUUCUUUAAUGCAAACUAGAUGCAGCUCUCCAGCUUUUUUGGCAAGUUACUAUAUCACUCAGCUGGGCAAUCUGGCCACCUCUGAAGCAGUUUAGUGGUUCUCUUUCUAUGAUACUGGCUAUUAAUAUGUUUGUUGUUUGCAGUGUCAUUAACCAAAAUACUCCCCCACAAAAUUAACUGAAGAGCUGAGUUGUGAGAACCUCUUAAAAUUUACUGGCCUUCUAGGUUUUCUUCUUUUUCCUUAAAGUAUGGCCUACAAUUGCUAUAUGCUUUCAUCUUAAAUUACAUUGUAAAACAUUACCUGGCUGAAGGAGCCAUAUUGCCUUUUGAUGUGUCCUUAACAUUUUUUUUUUCUUCUAAACAAAUACCAGAACUGUACUUAAUGUUUCAGACUUGAACCAAAACCGGCUGUUACAACAUUGCCAUUUGAACUGCUAUAGUCUUGGUCAUAUCAGCACUUUCAUGAUAACCCUAUUUUCCAUUAUUUUACAAUUGGAGAUAUAUGGUCUCAACACAGGAACAUAUUCUGUAUUUACACUUAACGAAAAUAUAAAAAUACAGCUUUUUAAUUUACCCAAGUUAUUACAAAAUCCUUAGUAGUUUCAGAUAUCUUUGUCCUUGUAACUUAAAACUUCAAGUCUAAAAUUUGGUUUGUAACUACCUGGUUAUGAGUUUUCAUUCCAUUUGGGAGAGAAUUAAGGUGGCAAUUUAAAUAUUAGCUAGUCCACUCAUGUGCCCUGUAAAUUAUUUCUUUGUUUGUACUUCCCAGGAUUUCUAUUAUUUUAUUAACUGUGUCCUUGAUAUCAAACUCCUUAGGGGCGGGCAAUUAUUUUGGGCAGAGGGUCGCUUACUGAGUUUUGGCAAGCCAUUGAGGGCCACAUGACAGGCAGCUCAGAGCAGACUAACGUUAAUUUUCUAAAAUUUUUAGGGGCUCUGCGGGCCAGAUAGAAUGGCUGUCAGGCCGCAUCCAGCCCCCGGGCUGCAUUUUGCCCACCCGUGCUUUAUGAGAACUGCAGCUUCAUUGCACAGAUGAGAGGUUGCAUUUUUAAAACAAACUAUGAACUCAUACUCAGGCAAUAAACUCUUGCUAUUAUUUUGCAUAAAAAGGCAUAAAAUAACCUUCAGAGUUUUGAAAUGGAAAUUUUAAUGCAAAAAAUCUUUUAAAAUUGUAUACUUUUAACAGAGUCCUGAAAAAUGGCGCAAACGUUAUAGAAUUUUAGCGAUUAAUUUUCAUCACAUUGGGAGUUCAGAACAUAGCUUUCAAGUAGGAAUUUGAACGCCUUGAUUGCUUCAUUCUGUACCAGUGUUUUAUUGGCAUUUAAGUGCUUUUUUGCAUCAUCAUGCAUCGUAAAAAAGAAAAGCCUUUCUAUAAAACUCAACAUCGUGUGUAAUCUGUGCACUUCACCCACUGUGCUUGCUUUCUUUAUUAGCAGAGGUAAAAGCUAUUCAAGUGGUAGUCCAACAACUGCUUCUGGAUAGUGUUUGAAAAGCAUUGAUUUAACAUAAAAUCUCCUCAGUGGUACAGCUGCUGAGUUUAAAGUACUCAAAGAUGUUUUCUGUCCUGGCUGUCUUUUUGAGAAACAAAUCUUGUCUAUUGUAUAAAAACAGGCCUUUCUUAAUCUCACUCUUUCUAGCUAAGCAGCGUGUUCUCUAUUGGACAGAGAGAGAGAGAGAGAGAGUGUGUGUGUGUGUGUGUGUGUGGUUAUUGGGAAGCAAAUGGGAUUUCUUCAUGCUAAUCAGUCAUGCUGCCUCACGCAGACUUACCUGCGUAAAUGGAAAUCCUGAUACUUGGCACCAAAGAACUUAGUUUAACCAUCUCUCUAGUAUAACUGCCAUUGCUUGAGUGGAGCACAUGCUCCCACCCUCUCUUGCAAUAAAACACUUGUUGCUUCAGAAGUAAUCAGAGAAGUGGUCCAAGCCACAUCCAAAGUAAAUCAGUAUUGUGAGAUUGUGUACAACUUUAAGGGACAGCACUUACCAACCCACAGGUGUGUUUUAUUUCAAUAUUAAAACCGCUCAGCUCUGAUAUGGGGCAUGCUGAUUUCACUCUUGUAGUUAUUACUUUUAAUUCUGCUGUUCUUAUGCCUUAAAAUUAGUGAAAGAAAACUUGAACACAGCUUCAUUUCUUUGGAAUUUAGAAACCUGCCAUUGCUGUUAUCUUACGUCUGAUCCAAAGCCUACAGAAGUUGAUGGGGAUCUUUUCAUUGACCUUAGUUGGCUUUGAAUUUGGCUGUCCGUGUUCGUGACUCUGAAGCAUGGUGAUGCUGAGAGAAACAACACAAUGUACCCAAGUGUUUUGCUUUCGCAGGUUAGGAAUUUGCUACAAAAAGAACCAGUUUGACUAUUUCUGAGUGUUCCCCUCCACCCAAAUACAUAGGCAUCAUACAACCCCUCUCUCAGUAAGACGGCAACACAGGAGACGCAUUUAACUUUGAUCACACUACUGGGCUUUCACUAGUUUGAAAUGGAAAGGCCUAUGCAGUGACAUCCGUCUUGCAGAAAUGGCAAGAUACAGGCCAUUUGGAGGACUGGGGACUAAAUCUCUGAUGUAUUUUAAAGCAUUUUAAAGGAGGGCAAUUAAAGUGACUUGCUGUGGUAGGUGUAUUUAACUUGAAAUUCUCUUUGAUUUGAUUUGAUUUGGAAAAGAAUCUUAUUCAAAUUUUUCUAAAUGUUUUUGCCCAGAACUUUGGGAUAGUGUUGAUUGUUUAUACAUUUUACACAUAAGUAUAAGGACAUAUACAGCAACAUGUAUAUUAAUCCUAUUUAAGCAACUACAAAUCAGUGUCUGCUGUUUAAAGCCAACAAAACAGUAUGUUUUAAAUUCAGUAUGUUACGUAUUGUAUAGAGAUUAUAUAGAUAUUAAGAGGCAGUUCAGUUGUUGGCAAAUGAGCAUAAAAUGUUACUGAUGCUGUAAAUUAUUUUUAAUAAAGAAAACUGUAUCAUA
Alligator mississippiensis (American alligator) is the source of this 6670-nucleotide messenger RNA. RefSeq names its product iron responsive element binding protein 2 (gene IREB2). The record is from RefSeq and is a predicted model, not a curated record. The coding region runs from base 111 to 3008 and encodes 965 amino acids. NCBI's taxonomy places the organism in Eukaryota, Metazoa, Chordata, Crocodylia, Alligatoridae. Gene Ontology annotation, cellular component: cytosol; mitochondrion. Gene Ontology annotation, molecular function: aconitate hydratase activity; iron-responsive element binding; 4 iron, 4 sulfur cluster binding. Gene Ontology annotation, biological process: citrate metabolic process; tricarboxylic acid cycle. The transcript has 22 exons.